Onychomys torridus (southern grasshopper mouse) is the source of this 3770-nucleotide messenger RNA. RefSeq names its product somatostatin receptor 3 (gene Sstr3). Gene Ontology annotation, biological process: neuropeptide signaling pathway. The transcript is spliced from 4 exons. Gene Ontology annotation, cellular component: membrane; neuron projection. Gene Ontology annotation, molecular function: somatostatin receptor activity; neuropeptide binding. Lineage: Eukaryota; Metazoa; Chordata; Mammalia; Rodentia; Cricetidae. The coding region runs from base 575 to 1843 and encodes 422 amino acids. The record is from RefSeq and is a predicted model, not a curated record.
UGCUCCUCCGUCGGUCCAUUCUCUCCUCUCCUCUCUCCUCUGUCCCUGCUCCUUGCCAGGCAUCUCUCCUCACUCCCCCUCAUUCUGCCUUUCCACCCACACGCUGUCUCCUCUCCCUCUCCUCUCUCUCUCCACCUCCGACCCCCCUCCUUUCCUUAUUUUCUAUUGGCUUCUUAUGUCCCCUGCUCUCUUCACAUUCCCAUCACCUUGGGAAGUGACUCCUGCCACCCCCCACUGGGUGCUGUCUGAAGACCCCAUUCUGUGUCCUGCAUCCUCCACAGAGUCCUGGAGAUGGGGGAUGACGGACAAGGUGCAGAAUCUUGGAGCCUCCAUACAGCAGAAUGUCAGAACCAGACCAAGCCAGAUGCAUGCUGCUGUCUGGGCCUACUUGGUGGCACUCGUGAGCGCCCCUUCCUGCUGGGAGUGGAGCAUCUGACAUGCAGCGACCCUGCGAGGGUCUCGGGAUGUGAAUUUGAAGCCUCGGCCCAGGAACGUCCUUGCACUUUGGAGUUUACUUUCUAACAGGCUUGUUUCUGCCAGGAGUAAUUGAUUGCUGACCGGCCUCUCAUUGGCCAUGGCCACGGCUGCCUAUUCUUCAUCGGUGCCCACAACCUUGGACCCUGGGAACACAUCCUCAGCCUGGCCCCUGGGGAACGCAUCUGCUGGUACAAGUCUGGCAGGUCUGGCUGUCAGUGGCAUCUUGAUCUCUCUGGUGUACCUGGUGGUGUGCGUGGUGGGACUGCUGGGCAACUCUCUGGUGAUCUAUGUGGUGCUGCGGCACACAGCCAGUCCGUCAGUGACUAGUGUCUAUAUCCUCAACCUGGCACUGGCUGAUGAGCUCUUCAUGCUAGGGCUGCCCUUCCUGGCUGCCCAGAAUGCACUGUCCUACUGGCCCUUUGGCUCGCUCAUGUGCCGUCUGGUCAUGGCCGUGGAUGGCAUCAACCAGUUCACCAGCAUCUUCUGCCUAACCGUCAUGAGUGUGGACCGCUACCUGGCAGUGGUGCACCCCACACGCUCGGCCCGCUGGCGCACGGCACCCGUGGCCCGCACAGUCAGUGCGGCCGUCUGGGUGGCCUCGGCUGUGGUGGUACUGCCUGUGGUCAUCUUUUCGGGAGUCCCCCGGGGCAUGAGCACAUGCCACAUGCAAUGGCCAGAGCCAGCAGCUGCUUGGCGAGCAGCCUUCAUCAUCUACACGGCUGCAUUGGGCUUCUUUGGGCCCCUGCUGGUCAUCUGCUUAUGUUACCUGCUCAUUGUGGUGAAGGUGCGGUCGACCACACGCCGGGUGCGGGCGCCAUCUUGCCAGUGGGUGCAGGCACCUUCUUGCCAGCGGCGGCGGCGUUCUGAGCGCAGGGUCACGCGCAUGGUGGUGGCCGUGGUGGCGCUCUUCGUCCUCUGCUGGAUGCCCUUCUAUUUGCUCAACAUCAUUAACGUCGUGUGCCCACUGCCGGAGGAGCCUGCCUUCUUUGGCCUCUACUUCCUGGUGGUGGCGCUGCCCUACGCCAACAGCUGCGCCAACCCCAUCCUCUACGGCUUCCUCUCCUACCGCUUCAAGCAGGGCUUCCGCAGGGUCCUGCUGAGACCGUCACGUCGUGUACGGAGCCAGGAGCCAGGGUCCGGCCCUCCAGAGAAGACUGAGGAGGAGGAGGAUGAAGAGGAAGAGGAGAGAAGAGAGGAGGAGGAGAGGAGGGCUCAGAGAAGGAAGGAGAUGAACGGAAGGGUCAGUCAGAUGGCACAGCCUGGCACCAGUGGACAGGAGCCCAGCACAGGAUCUGCCAAGGAGCUGCAGCUUCUACCCCAGGAGGCUGCAGCUGGGGACAAGCCUAGCACCCUGAGCCACCUGUAAGGACUUCAGAGGACCAGCAAUGGCCCAGAGAAAGGCAGAGGCUGUGCCUGGCUUAAGGACAUGAGUACCAGCUACAUGCAGUGGUCUGAGCAAGCAGCGGCUUAAGCUACUUCAUUGACACCGCUGUCCUGGCCAUCCUUGGGCCGCCGAGGUUCAGGGUCCAAUGACGGAAUGUUCAGGGGCCUAGGUUCUGCCCCUCUGUGCUGGGGCCUGCUGUGUGCCCUUUGGCAGGUCCUCUGCCCUCUCUGGGCCUCGCUUUCUUCUUUUGACUCAGGGAUGGGUACAAUGAGGCCCGGAUGGGCCCUGUCAUGAGGGGUCUGGAGGGUGUUGUUACUGGGGGGACUCUCCCGAGCCCAAGUUAAGGUGAUGUGGGCAGGCUGACCAAGAAACAAGGUAUCUUGGGUGUUGGUCUGUACCUUGGCCCUCAGGAAGGCACAGCAGGGCUUGGAGAAUCAGGGAUGCAGGUGAGCUGGGGCCUUGGCUGAAGCCCAGAGGAAGUGUAAGACUGUAGGAUGGGAUGCUCCUGCUUAGGACCCAGCUCAGCCCUUCCCAUGCUGCUGUGUGGCCUUGGCCACUCUGUUCCUACCUAAGCUUCCUACCUCUUCUGCUGGACAGCCCAAUGUCCUACAGGUCCUCAUCCCAGUAUCUCAGUGCUGGGCCCUCCUGUGCUCCUGGACGUGAAGAGAGGAGGUUUUCAGACGGCAGACGAAGCCAAGCUUCAGGGGGUCUCACUAUUUGGACCCCUCUGGGGCCUACAUCUGACGUAUGCUUCUAAUUUUGUAUUCCUCUUCUGGGGAGGGACCACACACCGCACAGGCUCAGGCCACCCACAGCCUGACUCACCCUAUUUAGGCCAGGUACCUUGUCCCCAGGGCAGAGACUGUGGCAGCCUGAGGGGAUGAGAGAUAGAAGGAGGAGGGUGGCCAAGAUGAAGGAGAGGGAGCAGAGGCAGUAAUAAGGGGAGGGGAGAGGCGGGAGGAGAGAACAGAGCUGUGCUGUGAUCUUGAACCAACCUUCGCCCCUUGGGCUAAGCUCAGUUGCAGCAUUGAUGGUCAUCAGGAAGGGUCUGUCUGCGGCGUUGAGGAGAGGGGCCGCAAUGGAGUUCAUAGGAAUGGGCCUGGCUCCUCAUAAACCCUUGGUGGGGGUCAGAGCUCCCCAUCCUCUGUGUUCCCAGGGCUCCAAACACUGUAAAGAGGAUAAUGGGCUGUCAUGGGGAGUAAGUAGCCGCUGCCCCAGGCUGAGCCAGGACUCUACCCUUCCCCCUCCCAGAGAUGGCCCUUUUGGUCCCAACAAAGUUGGCCUUGGAGAGGUUGGAGCUUCUGCCUAAACCCCCACCUUACUCUGCAAAGGUAGGGUCCUCAGGGAACCCACAAAUCCAGAAGCUGAGAAACCUGGAUCUUCUAUUCACCUCAAGCUGCUUGGCAGGGCCCUCCCCCUCUGGGUCUCAGUAUCCUCACCGUGGUGUGGAUGUGGUUCCCUAGCUCGCCAGUCUGCUGGAAUCCAGGAGGAAACUGAGUCACGCUGGCUAAGCCACUGCUCACCACGAUGGGGCUACUUACGGGAUGCAAAGUGGAGGUACCCCCAACUCAGGCUAAGCCCACAUCCUGCCCCUUCAGUGAGUGAUCUCUGUGGCAGCUACUGGGGUGAAGGUAUUCGUGAGAAAUGAGGUGCAGGAGGUCAGUGGCCGAGGGUCAGAAAGAAUGCAGGCCACCCUGGGAGGAGGAAGUUUGCAAAACUCAGGCAUGUGUGGAGCGUGAGGCCCAGCCCUGAGGUUCCUCUGAGGAGGAGCUUGGGCAGAAGUGAGCAGCCCAACCUCCCUGGAUGGGGCAGGGGAGCUGUGCCUUGCAAAAGGAGUUGGGUGGCCAACUGGGAAAUCCUUUGCUGCUUCUGACCCCAGCUCCUGUCAAUAAAUAUAGUGACUAAGCCA